ACGGACCGAAGCAUCCGCUGCCUGACCUGAGUUUUCCACUGCGGGCUCUGAGCGGCACAGCAGAGGACGCUGGUUCGGCUUCACGCGCAAAGCCACGAAAAUGGCACAUUUCAAUAAGGGACCGGCCUACGGACUGUCUGCUGAAGUGAGGAGCAAAAUCGCUCAGAAAUAUGAUCCACAAAAAGAAGAGGAGCUUCGCUUCUGGAUUGAGGAGGUGACGGGGAUGUCUAUUGGAGAGAACUUCCAGAAAGGCCUGAAGGACGGCGUCAUCCUCUGCGAACUAAUUAAUAAGCUGCAGCCUGGUUCAGUCAAGAAGAUCAACCUCUCACAGCUGAACUGGCACAAGCUGGAAAACCUUGGGAACUUUAUCAAAGCGAUCCUGGCCUAUGGCCUAAAGCCCAAUGACAUCUUUGAGGCCAAUGACCUGUUUGAAAACGGGAACAUGACACAAGUCCAGACCACUCUGCUCGCACUGGCUAGCAUGGCCAAGACCAAAGGUAUGGACACAAAGAUUGACAUCGGUGUAAAAUAUGCAGACAAACAGGCUCGACAUUUCGAUGACGAGAAGAUCAAGGCUGGACAGUGUGUCAUUGGACUGCAGAUGGGCACAAACAAGGUGGCGUCCCAGAGGGGAAUGAGUGUAUACGGCCUGGGCAGACAGGUUUACGACCCCAAGUACUGCGCCCCCCCAACCGAGCCGGUCAUCCACACCAACGGCAGCCAGGGCACCGGCACCAACGGUUCCGAGAUUAGCGACAGUGACUAUCAGGUGGAAUUCCAGGAGGAAGAGUACCACGGAGGUUACCAUGACGACUACAGCUCCCAUUACAACGACCAGAGCAUUGACUAUUAGCGGAGACCUCCAACUCCAGAGCAGUAUUAACAAGUGUGUUUUAUCCACUACGCAAAGGAGGAGGUCUUCUGAUGUCCUCACUAGUCUUUUUAUUUUCUUGACGCAUAAAAUGAAACGUUGCCUUGAGUACUUUCCUUCUUCGUGUAGACUCUUUGAACAGCAAAGGUUAUAAGAAGCUGUAGUAGCGUAGUAUAACGAGAUGCAGUGACAAUGUUCUUAAGCUUAACAGCAGUCUUUCUAACACCCACUUCCUGUCUCAGUGAUGGAACGCUGGCGUAGUGAUAAUGUCGCUUGUGUAGUUUUGGGUGAAGCUGCUGCAUUGGAGGACUGAAGCGUUGCAAAUCCAUGUGAAGGGAUUCUCAUGUGUCGUCCUCGACUACAACUUAUGUGCCUCUCCUUUGUAUUCUCCAUGUAUUCGUUCUCGCAGCCAGUUUGGGAUACUGGUGUCCUUUAAUUAGUUUUUUUUACUAAGCUUAAUCACUAGAUCAUUUUGGGUUUUUUUUGUUGUUUUUUUUUAAAUGAUAGGCGUGCAGACCCUGAUGGCUGUCAGGUGACUCAACCUGAGCUACCUGCACAGUUCUCAUCAUGUCCUCGUGCAUCACAUGACCUACUUUUUAAACGUUGUUCCCCUUGUAUUCCCAAGCUGUAUUUAUUGCAGUGAUUGUAAAACUGUCCAAUAUUAUGUAGUCCUUAAAGAAAAUGUUAUGUAAUAAAAUAAAGCCUGUAAUUCUGAAA
Messenger RNA from Stegastes partitus (bicolor damselfish), 1588 nucleotides. RefSeq names its product calponin 3, acidic a (gene cnn3a). Gene Ontology annotation, molecular function: actin filament binding. Gene Ontology annotation, cellular component: actin cytoskeleton; focal adhesion. The record is from RefSeq and is a predicted model, not a curated record. The transcript has 6 exons. Bases 101 to 853 code for a protein of 250 amino acids. Lineage: Eukaryota; Metazoa; Chordata; Actinopteri; Pomacentridae. Gene Ontology annotation, biological process: actomyosin structure organization; actin filament organization.